Paramecium tetraurelia is the source of this 1386-nucleotide messenger RNA. RefSeq lists its product as uncharacterized. Gene Ontology annotation, molecular function: GTPase activity; GTP binding. Lineage: Eukaryota; Ciliophora; Oligohymenophorea; Peniculida; Parameciidae. The record is from RefSeq and is a predicted model, not a curated record. The transcript has 6 exons.
AUGGAGAAUUAAUUAAUUGCUUUGGUGGGUGAUCCUGCUGUUGGGAAGACUUCUAUUGUCAAAUAUUUAAAGGGUCUAGAAUUUGAGGAGGAUUAUAGUCCAACAGAAUAGAUAGAAAGCACAGAUGUUACAAUUCAAGAUAAUGAAACUAUAACUAUUUAUGAUACUCCAGGGAAUACAGCAGAGAGAAAAUAGGUCAUUGAAAUACUGAAGAGUGUCCAAAUAGUGUUUGUAUGUUUUGAUGUUGAAAAUAUCGAUUCAUUUGAUUCAACAUUACAAUGGUUGGAUGACAUCAAAAAAUAAAUAAACAAUUCGAUGCAAGUUUGUCUUGUAGCUUGUAAAAUUGAUUCUGAUAACAGACAAAUAUCUUAAGAGCAAGCAUUUGAAUUUAUUAAUGAUUAUCCAAAUGUUGAAUAUUUGGAAAUUAGUGUAAAGACGGGUGAAAAUAUGGAUAUGCUCAUCGAUAAAAUACCAGUAACAACACCUUAAGGGGAAGGAGACCUAUAAUAAUCUUACAGAACUUAACAAUCUAAUAAAUAAUCUGAGAAACCUCCCCAUAGUCCCGAAAGAUAAUCAUAGACCUAUAAGUCUUAAACAAGUUUAUUGAAUAAGGAGGAACCUCUUUGGAAGGUCUAUGACUUUUUAUUUCCAACUGGGAGAGUUGCUAAACUAGUAAAGAUAUCAGAUGUCAAUGCUAAAAACCUAUCCAUCUAAGAUAUAUUGUUUAAAUUGCAAUUAAACUAAAGUUACCCAGUUGUAAAUCUAAUUGGAGCAAAGGAAACAAAUAAGGGUAAAUUCUAUGCAGGAAUUGCAAGAGCUUGCUUUAAUACGGAUGCAGUAAUAGUGGACAGUGGAAUUUCAACAGGAAUUGAAAAAUAUGCGAUUAGAAGAGGAGUCAAACUGAUUGGAGUUGCUCCUGAACAAGAAGUCAAAUAUCCAAAUUAAAAUACUGGAUUUAUAGACCCUUUUGAAAUUAGUAAUGGACAUACUCACAUAUUUCUUUUAAACAAUAAAGAGAAAAUGAUGGUUUUUGGAUUGGAAGGGGUUUUUAAAAUUAAUUUGUGUAAAAAAUUGGCUGAAGGUAGAUUGGCCAAAAAUGGUUAAAGAGAAAGUUUGAAAGUUGUUCACAUACUUUUAGGUGAAUAGGAAGGAUUUUUAAAUGAAUUACAAUAGGCAGUUAUGGCUAAUCAUCCAAUCAUAGUGAUAAAGGGAUCUCCUUUGUGCGAUUAAUACUUUUAAAAUUAUAAUAAUCCUCAUGCAAAUUAUUCAAAUGCAAGUUUUGGAUAAUUAGUAAGAAAAGGACACUUUUAUGGACUAAACAGUUUAGAUUCAGAAGAUAUUGCCUAGUACGUCCAUUUCUUUUUGACUGUGACUCCAUAUAAUUGA